AAGGAAAACACAUAGUUGACCUAGUGUCUCUCCACCAUUUGAUAAGUUUGGGUAGGAUACACAGAAAGCCCUAAUAAAAUGCCUGGUGACGCAAUAUAGUUUCUAUUGUCCUCAGUGGGAGGCGGAUUUCUUUGUGGCUAUGCAAUCACGACUUUACGAUAUUGCGGAAACUCAACUUACAACCAGUUUCACUUUACCUCACUGGACAAGACUGACUGAAGAAAGACGUGUGUAGAUUGCUGACCUGUUCACGGGCUUGGAUUUUAACUACCUAUGUCACCUAUCGAUCUUUAAAUGUAAUCAAAACAAUAACACGAAACGAAGCAGAUUAGAAUAAUAAUCCUUCCUCGAGAAACCUCAGAUCCAUUAGUUUUCUUGCCCCGCAGAGAGCAACAUGUGGACUUUCCUGGGAGUAUUAAUGGUGUUAACUGUUUCAGGUGAUGAAGUGAUCGAAGGCGUCUUAGAAGACAGCGUCCUUCUGCCAUGCAACUGCUCAGAUAUAAAUUUGAACGAGGAGUUUAAGUGGCAGAUGGAAAACCCGCUGGUUCUGGUGCUCAAAUACCACAGUAACACUGCAAACUUCAGUGGCAGAUACAAGGGCAGGGCCAAAACAUUUCUGAAUAAGACCAACAAUAACUGCUCUGUUCUCCUAACCAACAUCACAGCGGCUGACCAGGGGAAAUACUCGUGCCGUUUUCACCGUGAAAACCAAUACCAGUUUUUAUAUGUAAAUCUUAACGUUUCUGCGAGCUACAGUGUUUGUCAGCGCGCUCCCAACAACAUCAGUGGCGAUUUAAGCGUGAAGGAUUUCCAGUGUGAUGUAAGUGGACGCUAUGGAGACGCUGAGAUUCAGUGGAAAUUGGAUGGACAGCUUCUUACAAAUUCAUCCACAACAAACAUAACCAACAAAUACACCCGAAAUGCUCCUGCUGGCCUCUACCAUUUCCACAGCAAACUCAUCACUAAACUCAACAUGACCUCAGCCCCUACAUGUGAGGUCAAGGCCAAAGGCAUAUCAACUGUCAUCAGCUAUGAGUGCGGGGCAGUGAAUGAACCAGUUAGAAAUCCAAAACCAGAAUAUGUCGUGAGAUACAUAAAAGCCAUUCCCAUUAUGUUGGUGCUCGGAUUGUCCCUGGUCUUGUGGCGCCGUUGUAAAUUCUCACAGAGUUUACAGAGGAUACAAGAGGUGGAGGCAGUGGAAAGUGGUUAGUCAUUAAUGAGGACUCAUGCCAACACAGAGACUGUUUACGGGCAGGUUACAUCCUGUGUUCACGCCACUCCUGGAAUGUUGUGUUUCUGAAAAGGACGUCCAUUUUGUGAGCUUUUUAUGGAUGUUUGCAGGCAAAUGUUUAUAUUAUUUCCAUCCAAUUCCACUGCAAAAAGAGAUUGCCCUCUACGAUAUGAAGAUGAAGUGACACAUUUAAAUGUAAUCAGUUACACCUCAGUAACGAAACAAAGCAUAAAAAAUAUAUAAAUCAUCACACAACAAAAAUAGAUUAUUGGAUGUGUGCACUAUUUUAUAUUCUGUAGCAGGUAACAGUGAUGCUAUACAUAUUACAAUCCAGCCAGAAUAAUUGCAUCCUUUGGAAAAUUGUCUUGUUGACAAAUGAAAAUGUCAACAAAACAAUUUUCUGAAUGCACAAUAAUGUUAAACCGAUUCAGACAUAUACUUAAUGUAGUUAAUAUGUCACCAGCCUGAGCAAAAUCACAGUGCACUACACUUUUCAAUCUUCACAUUCUAAACAUCCUGCAUUACAGAAAAACUGCAUAAAACUGAGCCUUUUAAUGAUGUAAUGUCCAUUGGUGGUUAAGUAUAUAUACUGUGAGUGCUAUAAUUUAAAUGUGAGAAAGAAAGUUAUUAAUACGGAGACAUUGUAACACUUGGCAACAAUUGUGAAAAAUAUGGUUGCUAUGAAACUAUUUUAUAAGCUGUUAUCAUUAACCCUUUAUUAACAUACAGGUAAUAUUUUUAUAGCACAAUACCAGUACUAUGCAUUGUUCAUUUCCAUUUAAAUAAAAUACAUUUAUGGAAGGUGUAUAAAAUAUAUGUGUUUAAGGUUGACUAUCUACUGUGAUUUUCUUGUAAAGGUCCUUGGACCUUCUUUUCUUACAUUAGGGUGUGACAUGUGUAAAAUGUAACCUGUUUUUCUGUAACUGCUUUCGUGGUAUAGCUGGUUACGCUGGAUGAUGUUGUUUUGCCAGUGUUGUUUCAUUUUUCAAGGUUUGGAGGGGAACCCCUGUGACAGUUUUGUGACAUUCAAGAGUUAUAACAUCAAAAAGUAAUGCCUGCGGAUGAUCCCUACCUGGACAACCAAACAACCAGUGACUUUAAAAAAAAAAAAAAUAUAUAUAUAUUUUCCAGUCUGAAAAGGUGUUGUUGAACUUUGGGAACUGGGGAACAUACCUUGCUUCUGUAGCUGCAAACAGGAGAGCACAACAAAUCUUAAGCAAGCUGGAAGAGAGGAAAUGUGUGACAGUGUGAAUGUGUGGACUUUUUCAAGGCCAACAAAGGGCUAAAAUGAAACCUACCCUGAAAAUGUUUUGCUGAGGGAAGAAAAACUGAGCAGCCCUUUAACCCACAUACUCCAUUUUAGCCUUGAGUCUUUUGGCACCAUUGUCUUUUGUUUUUGUCUUGCUAAUUUCUUAUGUUAUUUUGUAACCUGUCUUUAGUGUCACUUGUGCUGUCUCUUUGUAAAUUGCUUUGAUGUGUGCUGAACAACAAGACACUAUAAAAGCACGCCAUAAUCUUGGCCACAGGGUACUAGUAUUAUUAACUGGAUUUUCAUCAUGUUGAGACAUUGGUUAAUGGAGCUAAGCAGAAGGAAACGUGGCAACAUUCAGCAAUGUGUAUACAGUAUGUGUGUGAGGGAGAGAUGACUGGAGCAAUUAAACUCAAUCAAAAUACA
Molecule: messenger RNA, 2906 nt
Organism: Siniperca chuatsi (mandarin fish)
Lineage: Eukaryota; Metazoa; Chordata; Actinopteri; Centrarchiformes; Sinipercidae
Product: butyrophilin subfamily 3 member A2
Exons: 5
Coding region: 395-1210 (271 amino acids)
Biological process (GO): negative regulation of T cell proliferation; cell surface receptor signaling pathway; positive regulation of T cell proliferation
Cellular component (GO): external side of plasma membrane
Source: RefSeq, a predicted model, not a curated record